Messenger RNA from Macroventuria anomochaeta, 363 nucleotides. RefSeq lists its product as uncharacterized. Lineage: Eukaryota; Fungi; Ascomycota; Dothideomycetes; Pleosporales; Didymellaceae. The transcript has a single exon. The record is from RefSeq and is a predicted model, not a curated record. Bases 1 to 363 code for a protein of 120 amino acids.
AUGUACACCGUUAGCCGCCCAUACUCGACCCGAUCACGCUCUCGGUCGAUCCUCAUUAUCCUCCUCUUCAUCCUUUGCGUACCGAUCUUCCUCUACCAGCUUAUACCUGCCUUCACACAGUCAACGGACACCCUUAUCGAAAAGCUCGUCACCCAUUUCCAGGAAAGUCCCUGCACAUCAGAUAUAGGAGACGCACAGUGCUGUGCGCUCUUCAUGAAAGCAACUCCAUGCGUCGAAGAAUGCAGGAAGCAGUUCGUUGACCGAGAGACCUUCACACUGACACUCGAGUACGACCAAUGCGCCGAUACGUGCCUGCGGGACUGGGAGGGCUGCAACGGAGUCCAGAGGGAAAACACCACAUGA